UAUGUAAUUAUUGUAAUUUAGUUAAACCUAGUGGAUGGGGGUAAUUUACUCUAUUUAUUUAUAUACAAAUUAAUAUUGUACCCAUUUUUAUUUUGUUCUUACUAUUUAUAACCCAAAUUAAAAAAACUCUAAAUUAAGUCUCUCUUUCUCUCUCUAGCCCAAAAUAAAGAAGCUAAAUUUAGUUCAACCAACCCAACUUAACCCGAUUCCGCUUCUCUUGAAUUUGUCUCUAGGUAGAGUUGUCUUGCUUUGAUUUGUGAAUGACAAUGUUCGAAUAUAUAUGUAUAUAUAUAUGUAUGUGCAUGGUCAUAAUGGACUCCGACAAUCUCUCUCUACCUCUCAUUCCUGGGAGAAAAGCAAGGGGGGAUCGAGAGAAGAAACAGCAACCAGAAAACAAAGCUUCAUCUCUCAUAUCUCAGCCCCUCCGCAGGAAACUCAGCCGAGAUAUCUCACCCCAAAAACUUAACCAUAAUAACAAUGAGGUCCACCACCUCUUCCUCCUCCACCACCACCAGGGCCAAUGGCACCCAGGCAUGCGCCGCUUGUAAAUACCAACGCCGCAAGUGCUAUCCUGACUGCAUCCUCGCCCCCUACUUCCCCCAUGACCGCCAAUCCCAGUUCCUCAACGCCCACAAGCUCUUCGGUGUCAGCAACAUCACCAAGAUCAUCCGCAACCUUACCCCGCCGGAGAAGGACGAGGCCAUGAGGACCAUCAUCUUCCAGUCCGACGUUCGUGCAGCCGACCCCGUCGGCGGCUGCUGUCGCAUCAUCCGCGACCUCCAACGCCAGAUCAAGCUCGGCCACCUUGAGCUCGACCUCAUCCUCCACCAGCUCGCCCUUUGUCGCGCCGCUGCCGCCCAGCAAGCCUCUUUGCCCAAUUCUGAGGUGGAAAACUUGAGCGGGUAUGACGGAGCGAUCAGUUAUGAAAACAUGGCUCUGCCACUGACAAUUGAGAGGGAGGAGGAGGACAACGAGGAAUUUUUCUUGCAGGAGAAUAACAGUUUCCAGGAGAUAGCUGCAUGGGCUAUGCAGGACACGGCGUCGUCUUGCAUACAGGAGAAGCAACAAGGGUUUCUGAAGGUAGACUGUGGGGAUGACGAAGAUUUCGAGCCCAACCUUCUCGACAUAGCCGAUGAGAAGGUCAAAGUACAAGCGUUUAAAUUGACAUGA
Diospyros lotus (date-plum) is the source of this 1170-nucleotide messenger RNA. Its product is annotated as LOB domain-containing protein 22. The record is from RefSeq and is a predicted model, not a curated record. The coding region runs from base 478 to 1170 and encodes 230 amino acids. NCBI's taxonomy places the organism in Eukaryota, Viridiplantae, Streptophyta, Magnoliopsida, Ericales, Ebenaceae. The transcript has a single exon.